ACAGUCGACUUUACUCUACAGUCUGUGGUGGGCCGCUGUGGAUCGCGCGCGCACGCUUUUUUGUAUUUCGAACGAAAUUCCGAAAUCUUGUAUAUUUUUUUAAUUAUUUCAUAUUAUUUUAAUUUUGAAAUAAGUGGACAGCAAUGGCGCGAGUGUGGUUUCUAGUGAUAGUGUCAAUUCAAAUUGUUUUCGCGAAACGAAAUUUAAAUGCGAAUUGCGAUAUGUGUAUCCAAAAAGGCGGUUAUUGGUGUAAAUUAUCAGGGACUCAACACUGCUGGCCUGAAUUCUCGGAUGCCUGUGCGAAAAACUUCGAGGAACUACCGUCCGCGAUGUUAAGAAGCAAUAACGGGACGAAGUUACUGAGCAUUAACUACAUUGAACAAUCCGUGCGGCCGUCUUCGCAAUAUGAACUGACCAUAGAAUACAACGCGGCGACUCAAUCUCAGAUAAAAAUAGAAAUCGUAAACUCGACGCAGACUAGGAAUCUUAAAUUUUCUGACACAACGAAAUGCGAAAAUUCUGAAUGCACUGCAAAGAUUGCGGUCAGGCCAUUGGAAACGUUCUGCACGUCUUCCGGUAGUCCUUACGAAUACGUAUACGCGAACAUUUUCUUUGUGGACCUGAACGAAUCGACAUUAGUGAAGUAUUUGAUUUCGUGCGCGUGUCCUUGUUCCGCCCAACCCGAACCAAACUCGGAGACGUGCCACAAGAACGGACAAUUAAUUUGUGGUAUUUGCGAAUGCUACGACGGAUGGUCUGGAAGUUUCUGCAACGAAGCAGCUCAGACUCCAAUAACGCCUGUUGUACCUACAAUUGUUGAGAAGAAAUCACCGAAAUGUGAAUAUCACGGCCAUUGGCUGUCAAGCGGAAUUUGCGAUUGCUUUAAAGGAUGGACGGGAAAGAACUGCAACGUACUGAACUGCGGACGCAGACGUGGAGAUAUCGGCUGCAGUCGAACCAGUGAACUUGGGGAAUGCUCAGGGAACGGUGAGUGCGACGCUUGCGGCGACGCCUGCGUCUGCAAAACCGACAUCGAAGGGGCCCAGUACUUAGAAGCGGACAACAACUGCGUGGACCUGUGCAUGACUGUUGAACAGUGCAAGGAUUGUUUAUCUAGCAACGGGCCGAUGCAGUGUUCGAACUGCAACAUUGUGAAGGACGCGUACAACCGUACCGUCUCGGAAGAGCUAGACUAUUUAAACAGGAGAGUGUGGAUGCAUUGCAGCUACAUCAACGUCACGACUGAGUGCAAAGUCUUGUAUUUGGCGAUGAGAGAAAACGAAGUUGUGCAUAUAAUGAUUGAGGACUAUUGCGAGGUGUCAACGCCGGCCGGUCUGUUCGCGUCGCCGGUGACGUCGGUACUAUUUGGACUACUAGCCGUGAUAUGCGCGGCGUCGCUAGUCGCUGUGGCCGUGUGGAAGUACUUCAAUCGCAUCCCAGCACAGGACUUGAUAAAGCCAGGCUACAUGAGCGUGGAGGCGGCCACAAGCACCGUACAGAACCCGGCCUACGUGACGCCGAUCUCUUCGUUCAUCAACCCUACGUACCAAAAAUGCUGAUCUCGGUGCUGCCGGCUAUUGAAUCAUCGAGAUCCUGAUGGUCUGGUCCGUGUGAAGCGCACGUACGGACCACGCGUCCAUUCCACGACACUGCCUGUGAUCCACUCCGAUGUGAAAAAAGAAAUUCGCGACGAAGAACAAAUGAAGUAUAAUCUAAUUAUUAUUAUUUACGUAGCUUAGUUUUGUAUAGUAGUGUGUAGCGCAUAUUUUAAUGCCUCUGUGAUAUUUAAGGUGAUUGGCGGUCGUAUGUGUGAGUCAGCGUACCUACAAGUUUUCUUUGGUUCGUAAUCUAAUGGUAAACACGGCCUUUACGUUGCUUGAUAUGUUUACGUAAUUUAUGUAAUAGCGACACUCAUACGCCCGUAGUAAUGUAAGCAAAGAUUAAACAAUCAUACAGUCAUCGGUCGGCUGAAAUCGAUCUAGAAAUCGUUAUAAAUUGGACCGUUUAUUUUGAAAGUGGUGUAAGUCCAUUUUUGAGAAAAAUGAGCUAUCACGUAAUUCAUGCUUAAUUUAAUGUAUUUUUUUUAUAUAUAACUAGUCCGUGUUUAAUUUCUCAAAAAAAAUCCCAUGUUUUGUACAACUUAAAAUCGGCCGGUAAAUGAAAUUGCAUAAUCAUCGAUUAUGGAAGUGGUGUAAGUCCAAUUGACAGAGAUAGGUGGCACAGCCAGACCUCAUAUGAUUUGCCUGUAUUUUUAAAUCAACAAAUAUAGUAACCUUUAAUUUUCUCGAAACAAAAGAAAAUGGACUUACACCACUUUCAAAAUAAACGGUCCAAACAAUUUAUCGUUCGCUCACUUGGUUCAAUUUUAAAUUCGUAUCGAAUCAUAAGUAGGUGCUUAAACAGAAAGGAAUGUAAAAACCCGAACUGGUUGAUCGCGGAUGAGAAGUACCUUUGCAAUGAUUACGAUGUAUGUAAUUUAUGUUUGUGGGCGUUACGGAGCCGUGGGUAGAUUCAUUCUGCCGACCACGCUCGGUGACUAACGGUUUCCCUUUGACACGGAACGAAUCAAAUAUUGUAAUAUUCAACGAUGAUCGCCACUUUUAUUUUUAUUUAUUGUGUUUGUUUGUUUGUUUGUUAGUGUUAAGACAACGUUCAAAGGAACGAUAGACCUGAUCUGUUCCUAAAAGGAUUAAGUGAAAAAUGUUGAAUUUAAAUUAAAAAAAGAACCAAUAUUGCCUAUUUACCUGUUGUUUGAAUGUUACUUGCUCAACUUCCAUCAUUUAUAAUAAUAGGAAAAUUAUUGCAUUUAUUUAUAAUGUCGCGUCAUCAACAACUGUUCAAUGUUUCCAUUAACUAAAUAACCCUUGGUGCAAAUUGGCGUUAAUACGUUUCUUUUAAUAUGGCAAAAGGUUUUUUUGCCGAUGCCAUAAUUACCAACUGCUCAUUUUAUAGGUUAAGUAUGUCAUGUUCCAACAAUGCUUAGGAAACAGCUACAAAUUACAUAUAAGAUACAACUAAACGGUUGCUUGCGUUCUAUAAAUACUUUACGUAUAAUAAUAAUACUAUUAAUACACAGCGAAGUUCAUGCUCUCUUAAAUUGUACUAAUUGAAAUUGUUAAUACAAAGAAAUCGAAGCUGUAAAACUGUUUUCGUAAUAUCGGUUAUUGAAUUGAAAACUUACAAAUCGAACGAUUUAAUCACAAUACUAUCGACAUCCACAAAAUCACAAAAAAAAACUGUAUUUUGUGAAACAUAGCGUCAAUAUUUUGAUAAGUUUUGUUUAUACGUUUUAUCAUUUAUUUUAUUUAAGAUAAUUAAUUUUAGGUUGUAAGAUAUCAUUCUUUUGAACUCAAAGUUUGAUUACCUACUUUUAGUAUUACUUCACAUUCACACACAAUACUGAGUAAAACAUAGGCUAUGUACUUCCCUUAGCGUAUUAUUUUAUUUUUAAUUUAGUAUAGACGUAUUACAAUUUAAUUGUAUUCUGAUUUACAGAUCUUAAUUUAUUAGUUAAUAAAAACUAUUAACAUCACAUUACGGUAUAAAUAAUAACCUCUCGUUAAAUUUAAAAAUGAUUGAUUAGAUGAUUUUUCUAUAUAUUUCUUACGAUUUUCUAACUUGAACUAUCUAAUUGUUAAUUUAAUAAAUACGUGUAGAUACAAAGAAAACUCGAACGAAUGUGUUCAAAGUGUCUUUCAAGUAAUAUAACAUGAAAAUGUAUGUAAAAGAACAAGUUUAUCAGAAGUAUAGGCCCUUCCAAUUAUAUUAUGGCGCCUUUUCCACUUUUUUUUACAAUAAACAUCCGCCCUCUAAAAUUUGACAGUGGUUUGCCCGAGUUAUUUUAUAUUAUAUAUAAAGAUAUUUAUCAUUGAAUUUAUGGACAUGGACUCGAUGAUAACCGAAUAUAUUCACGUAUUUACGAUUCUGUAAAUUCAACUUACACAAAAACAAUUACUGGCAAUCUUGCAGCGAAUUUGUAAGCAAUUCCAAAGAGUAUUUUUAUAACGUAAAUCGAUAAUUUUUUGUACCGUACUAAUUUUCACCUUACCUGCGACCAAAAAGCUGGUCACGAAGGCUCCGGAUUUCGGACUGCAACACCCAGUAUGACGAUGUAAAGAUCUCUUUGUUAGGAAACAACGUCCGUGGAUUGCAAUCAGAAUAUCGAUGUAAAUCUAUACCAAUUCUUAUAAUGAUCUGCUUAUUGUAAUUAUUAAGAGAAUUUUGUAUUUUUUGUAAAUUUGUAACAUGUAUAGUAGUUAGCUAGUCAAUAAAAAAUGUAAAGUAUA
Molecule: messenger RNA, 4286 nt
Organism: Bombyx mori (domestic silkworm)
Lineage: Eukaryota; Metazoa; Arthropoda; Insecta; Lepidoptera; Bombycidae
Product: teneurin-2
Exons: 9
Coding region: 144-1559 (471 amino acids)
Biological process (GO): cell adhesion mediated by integrin; cell migration; cell-matrix adhesion
Cellular component (GO): integrin complex; focal adhesion; cell surface
Molecular function (GO): integrin binding
Source: RefSeq, a predicted model, not a curated record